Molecule: messenger RNA, 2246 nt
Organism: Corylus avellana
Lineage: Eukaryota; Viridiplantae; Streptophyta; Magnoliopsida; Fagales; Betulaceae
Gene: LOI1
Product: Pentatricopeptide repeat (PPR) superfamily protein
Biological process (GO): RNA modification
Molecular function (GO): RNA binding; protein binding; zinc ion binding
Source: RefSeq, a predicted model, not a curated record
GCUUUUAUCCUUGUGUAAAUAGACUAUAGUGCGUUACAUCUUCAUGCCUCUUCAGCAACUUUGCCAACACCACCAACCAUGACGAUAGUUGCCAACCAUGCCCUUCCUCACCCCCAACUCCCUCGCCGCACUGCUCGAAUCAGCGGUCUCCACGCGCUCCGCUCUCCUCGGCCGCGCCGCCCAUGCCCAAAUCAUCAAAACCCUCGACAACCCUCUCUCUUCCUUCCUCUCCAACCACCUGGUCAACAUGUAUUCCAAACUCGACCUCCCCGGCUCGGCCCAAUUCGUCCUCUCGCUCACCCCGUCCCGCACCGUCGUCACCUGGACCGCCCUCAUUGCCGGCUUUGUCCAAAACGGCCAUUUUGUCUCUGCUCUUCUCCAGUUCUCCGACAUGCUCCGUGAGUGUAUUCGGCCCAAUGACUUCACCUUCCCUUGCGCAUUCAAGGCCUCGGCUUCGCUUCGCAUGCCCGUUAUGGGAAAACAGGUUCAUGGGCUUGCGGUUAAGGACGGCCAGAUACGUGAUGUCUUUGUGGGGUGUAGUGCUUUUGAUAUGUACUCUAAAACAGGGCUGCGAGAUGAGGCCCGGAAGCUGUUUGAAGAAAUGCCCGAAAGAAACAUUGUGACAUGGAAUGCGUAUAUUUCAAAUGCGGUGCUUGAUGGGCGACCGCGAAAUGCAGUUGAUUCGUUUAUUGAGUUUCUGCGGGUGGGUGGGGAGCCAGAUUCGAUAACGUUCUGUGCAUUUCUUAAUGCGUGUUCUGAUGCUUCGUAUUUGGAGCCUGGGAGACAAUUGCAUGGGCUUGUAAUUCGAAGUGGUUUUGAGGCAGAUGUGUCGGUCUCGAAUGGGUUUAUUGAUUUCUAUGGGAAGUGUAGGGAGAUUGGCUCAUCUGAGAUGGUUUUUUAUAAAAUGGGUCAGCGGAACGAUGUUUCUUGGUGUUCUAUGGUGACUGCACAUGUACAAAAUGAUGAGGAGGAGAAGGCUUGUAUGGUCUUCUUGCAAUCUAGGGAAGAAGGCAUUGAGCCGACAGAUUUUAUUGUUUCAAGUGUUCUGAGUGCUUGUGCUGCGUUUUCAGGACUUGAAUUAGGUAGGUCAGUUCAUGCUCUUGCUGUAAAGGCAUGCGUGGAGGGGAAUAUCUUUGUUGGGAGUGCAAUAGUUGACAUGUAUGGUAAGUGUGGAAAUAUAAAUGAUGCGAAGCAAGCCUUUCAUGAGAUGCCUAAGAGGAACUUAAUCACUUGGAAUGCGAUGUUAGGUGGGUAUGCGCACCAAGGGCAUGCAGACAUGGCUUUGGCAUUGUUGGAGGAGAUGACAUUUGGUAGCAAUGAGGUGGUGCCAAAUUAUGUGACUUUAGUUUGUGUAUUAUCGGCUUGUAGCAGGGCAGGGGCAGUGAAAAUGGGCAUGGAGAUUUUUGAGUCAAUGAGAGUGAAAUAUGGGAUUGAACCAGGGGUAGAGCAUUAUGCGUGUGUAGUGGACUUGUUAGGGCGAGCUGGGAUGGUAGAGCGUGCGUAUGAGUUCAUAAAGAAACUGCCAAUUCCUCCAACAACAUCAAUUUGGGGGGCUCUUUUAGGGGCUUGUAGAGUAUAUGGGAAGCCAGAACUGGGGAAGAUUGCUGCUGAUAACUUAUUUGAACUCGAUCCAAAAGACUCUGGCAAUCAUGUGGUGCUUUCAAAUAUGUUUGCAGCUGCUGGCAUGUGGGAAGAAGCCACUAUUGUGAGAAAGGAGAUGAAGGAUGUCGGUAUCAAAAAGGGUGCAGGCUGCAGUUGGAUAUCUGUAAAGAAUUCAGUCCACGUCUUCCAAGCAAAGGAUAGUUCCCAUGAGAGGAACUCAGAGAUUCAGGCAAUGCUAGCUAAGCUAAGGAGGGAGAUGAAAGAAGCUGGCUAUGUACCUGAUACCAAAUUCGCUCUCCAUGAUUUAGAAGAGGAAGAGAAAAUAUCAGAAGUUUGGUACCACAGCGAGAAGAUUGCCCUUGCCUAUGGCCUCAUAACUAUCCCUCCUGGAUUGCCUAUAAGGAUCAUAAAAAAUCUUAGGAUUUGUGGAGACUGCCAUAGUGCCAUCAAGUUUAUCUCAGGCAUUGUUGGUAGAGAAAUUGUUGUAAGAGAUAACAGUCGGUUUCAUCGCUUUAAGGAUGGUCAGUGCUCUUGUAGAGAUUAUUGGUGAUGACUCAACAUUCUUAACGAUUUCUCAUGGUACAGAGCCUUCUAACAAAAAAUAUUGUAAUUCUUUUUAUAAAAGACGUAUCUUUUAUAUUUUA